Messenger RNA from Seriola dumerili (greater amberjack), 2318 nucleotides. It is a transcript of the gene cmklr1, whose product is annotated as chemerin chemokine-like receptor 1. The transcript is spliced from 2 exons. Gene Ontology annotation, cellular component: plasma membrane. Lineage: Eukaryota; Metazoa; Chordata; Actinopteri; Carangiformes; Carangidae. Gene Ontology annotation, molecular function: G protein-coupled receptor activity; complement receptor activity. The record is from RefSeq and is a predicted model, not a curated record. The coding region runs from base 126 to 1157 and encodes 343 amino acids. Gene Ontology annotation, biological process: complement receptor mediated signaling pathway; positive regulation of macrophage chemotaxis; inflammatory response.
CUCUAACGCACUUAGAGGAAACAGCUCAACCCUGUGCACAUUCUGCUCUGAACAUCAUCAAGUCAACCGCAGUGGAAGGUCUGUCCUGCAGAAAUCUCUAAGACAGCUCUUCUCCUUAAAGAACAAUGGAUUCAUAUGAUUAUCAAGAUUAUAACUAUAGUUACUCUGACAAUUUGACUCCAUACGAGGAACCGGUUUUUCAGCACAAAUCCACAUGUUUAAACAAUGUCUUGUGUGUGUUUUUGCUGGUGGCCAGUGUGGUCAUUUUCGUGCUGGGCUUCUUUGGGAAUGCCCUGGUCAUCUGGAUUUCUGGCUUCAAGAUGAAGAAGACAAUCAACACCACCUGGUACUUGAGCCUCGCCAUCUCCGACUUCGUCUUCUGUGCCUUUCUCCCGUUCAGCAUCACCAACAUGGUGAUGGAGGACUGGGUCUUUGGCCUCUUCAUGUGCAAGUUCACCUCCUCCGUUAUGUUCGUCAACAUGUUCAGCAGCAUUUUCCUCCUGGUCAUCAUCAGUGUCGACCGCUGUAUCUCCGUCAUGUUUCCAGUUUGGGCCCAGAACCAGCGCAAUGUUAAAAAGGCGUCCAUUGCUGUAGUGAUGGCCUGGUUUCUCGCUGUCACUCUGAGCAUUCCCUCUGCCAUCUUUCGGGACAUUGGCACCCACCUGGGUAGGACUUCUUGCUUCAACAAUUAUACAGUGAACCAACACAGUCACAAGAUAGUUGCAGUGAUCCGCUUCCUUGCAGGAUUUGUUGUCCCUUUCAUCAUCAUCAUUAUUUGCUACUCGGUCAUCAUCUUCAAACUUCGCACCAACAGGAUGACCAAGUCCUCCAAACCCUUCAAAGUGAUGUCCGCAUUAGUCGUCGCUUUCUUCGUCUGCUGGCUGCCCUACCACGUGUUCGUCCUACUUGAGCUGAACCACCAAAACUACAACCACAGUAUUUUAGUCAUUGGACUCAAAGUAGGCACCUCUAUGGCAGCAGCAAACAGCUUCCUCAACCCAGUGCUGUAUGUUUUCAUGGGCAACGACUUCAAGCGGAAGUUCAAGAGCUCUGUGCUCUCAAAAAUGGAGAAUGCACUGGGAGAAGAAAUCCGCACCACCAGCCAAUACCUGUCCAGGUCCAGCUCUGUGGACAGAAGAGCUUCUACACACAUCUAGAGGUAUCUCCAAAACCCUUUCACUCUGGGCACUCAUUUGACAACAAAAUGCUCUUUCUAAUUAUGCAAUUAAUUAACAAGAUAACAAAAUAUGCCUCUGCUUGUGGAAACACACACAUUAAUAAAAUUUGUACUGAUUCAUUCUGAAAAUGAGCAUUGUUGUUGCACUUUUCUGCUCUUGGCAGGAUAAAGAUCUCUGCUCCCAAAGUAGGCUCACAAACACAGAAUGUGGUUGAAGAAUCUGCAAGUUUGAGCCAAUAUCUAAACAUGUACUUAGCUCAUGUUGCAUUGCAGGAUGGGUGGAAUCAGUCUCAUCUAGCAGACCGAGUGUUUUCAGAACAGUGUCUGUGCAUGGUUUUGCAGGCAAUUUUAACAGCAGCACACAGAGGAAUUAUAGUUGUAAAAUAAAGGGGCUGUAAAAUAUAUCUUUUAAUACUAAACUCACAAAAAUGUACCAUCAUUAUUUUUGUUAAUUUGAUGUAUAAGUGAUGUAAAGUUGAUAUUUGCUUCCUUGACUUCUGAACGGAAAUGAUAAGCUUGAUGCUCAUAGCAUCAAAGCAACCAAUGAGUGGUUUUUCUUUUUCAUGCACAUGAAACCUCAACUGGCCUCACACCCAUGAAAAGAAUGUUUUUUGGUUUUGCUUACUGACACCACAGCACACAGUUAUUUUUGUUGCAGCAUUUACAAAUAGGGGGAUGUUGAGGUUGAGUUUUGUGCAAUGCAGUUAGUUCUCUUAUGAAUGAGCAAGUAAGUAAAGAAAUAGCAGGAGUCCUCCACUGCUAUUCAUUCUCUAAACAUGUUUUGAAAGGGGUUUGUUUUGUAAGAUGAAUGUAUCUUUCUAACAACUCAGUAUAGCAGUCAUGAAAUCAUGAUGCAGUACAAAUACCAGACACACAGCUGUUAUUAACAGUUGGCAAAAACAGUUUGUUGAAUGGACAAGUAUUUCUUUUAUUUCAUGUGUGAGAACUGUACAUUGAAUGUGAUUUGUGCAAUGAGUGUUUCAAUGUUUUUUUUUUCCUUGUUUCUGUUUUCUGAAAUGAAGCUGUAACUAUUACAACCAGGUCUUUGAUGUGUUCUCUAAUCUCUCAAUAUUGGGGUAUUAUUUGCAUUUUGAAGCUAUAUUCUUGAAAUAAAUGAAGUAAUCCCAUGUUGAGAAAAGUA